AAGUACAUCACCUAAACAAUUAUUUUUCCAUAUUAAAGUAAUAGAUUAUUUGAAAUAUAUUCAUAAGAAAAAAUAAACAAUGAAGUAAUUUAAUUAAAAAUGUGUGAUAAAACAAAAAUCCUCAUGUAUUUUAAUUAAUAUUACAAAUUUAGAUGACAUAACCUUAAUUUAACGAAAAAUUAAAGUGUAACAUAAAAAAACAAAUAAUUAUUAUUAACUUCUAUCGCCAUUUUAGAUUGAAAUUGAAAAAAAAAUGUCUAAAAAUAAUAAAUCAAUUUAUAAAUUUAAACCAUUUAUUUUUACACAAAACGAUCCAGCAUCAAAAGAAAAACCACGAGCUAGAAGUGGACAUCGGAUUGUUUGUGAUGAAAAAUAUCUUUAUUCAUAUGGUGGAUAUAAUCCAUGUAUUCGUGAUGAUGAUUCAGAAUUAUCAAAUGACGAAAUAUGGCGGGAAAGUAAACCAUUAUUCAAAGAAUUAUGGCGUUUUAAUUUGACAACACGUAGAUGGAAAUUAUUACCUGGACGUAAAAGUUUGCCGAAAGAAUUGGCAUCGACAGCUGUCAUACUGAGGUCAAAUAAAUUAAUUAUUUACGGUGGAACUGCUGAACCAUUUGGAGAGAGUUGCAAUAAUCGUUUGUACGUAUGCGAUUUAAAUGAUGGUAGUAUUAUUGAGCCAAGUGUCACAGGGAUACUACCAGAUCCACAGUAUGGCCAGGCAUUGAUUUGUCAUGAUUCAUAUUUAUAUACAAUUGGCGGUACAACUGGUUAUGAUUACACUUGUGAUAUACAUAGAAUUGAUUUAAGAACAGGUGUAUGGGAAAGUGUAUAUAUUUGUACUGGUAGAGAACCUACUGAACCUGGUGGACGUUAUCGCCAUGAAUUAGCGUAUGAUGGAAAAUUAAUUUAUGUACUUGGAGGUGGAACAUCAUCUGAAUGUUUUGGAUUUGACGUAAUUCCGGCAUUUGAUUUAGAAAAAAAUCGUUGGAAAAGAGUACAAACUUAUGGUGAUAUACAUCAUCGUCAUUAUAUGCCAAGUCCGAGACGUUGUCAUGGAUGUGUACAAUACGUAGAUCCAGAAACGGGUGCUAUUAAUGUUGUUAUUUCUGGAGGUUAUACUGGACCUCAAGUGUUCAAUGAUGUUUGGAGACUUAAUUUAAGAAAAUCACAAUGGACUUGUUUGAAUAAAUUUGGUACGGAAAUACCUCGACCAGUUUACUUUCAUUCAGCAGCUCUUACUCCUGCCGGACAAAUGUAUAUUUUUGGAGGAAUUGUUCAAAAUGGAUCACGGGGAUCUAGAACUCAACAUGUUCGUUCAGUUUGGCUUGUUAUUCCUAAACUCACUGAAAUAUGCUGGGAAGCUGUUAAUUAUUAUUUCAAAAAUUUAAGGAAUAAAUCCAAAGAUGAAUUAACGAAUCUCGGUAUUCCUUCAAAAUUUAUACAGCGUCUUGAUAUCACGAAUUGAGUACAAUUGUUUUCCUUUUUUUUUUUUUUUAAUUAUUAUUAUUAUUUAAAAAACAAAAAUAUUAAGUAUGCAUUAUUCAUUCUGUUUAUUAAAAUAUUAUUUUCUUAAAUUAUUGACUUACUAUAUAAUCAAUAUUUUCAUUAACUGUAUUUUUUUCUUUAUCAUACUUUGUAAAUUCAUUUCGUAUUAAUCAUGGUUUCGUCAUAGAGCUCUUAUCUAGGGCUACCGUAAAUUUUAUCGUCGCUUCGAACUGAUGUAAAGAAGAAAAAAUUAUGAUAUAUAAAAUUAUAAAAGGCUUAAUAAUAAAAAGUCAUAUUUUCGCAGACCAGAUAUUAUUACGCUAGACAGUUAACUUAUUAAUUUUUUUGUUUCACGAGUCAGGUAUAUUUCUUUCUUUUUUGAUAUCUUUAAUAAAAUUUGUAAAUAUUAGUAUAAUAUGAAGAUCUUACUUUUGUAAGUAAUUAAAUAAUUGUUUAAAUUAAUUUAUCACUUGUAAUAUUUAAAGCAUCACAAUUUAAUUAAUAAAACUCAUUUCAUUAA
Microplitis mediator is the source of this 2002-nucleotide messenger RNA. RefSeq names its product kelch domain-containing protein 10 homolog. The transcript has 3 exons. Gene Ontology annotation, molecular function: protein binding. The coding region runs from base 254 to 1462 and encodes 402 amino acids. NCBI's taxonomy places the organism in Eukaryota, Metazoa, Arthropoda, Insecta, Hymenoptera, Braconidae. The record is from RefSeq and is a predicted model, not a curated record. Gene Ontology annotation, biological process: positive regulation of stress-activated MAPK cascade.